Hypanus sabinus (Atlantic stingray) is the source of this 2008-nucleotide messenger RNA. It is a transcript of the gene nicol1, whose product is annotated as NELL2 interacting cell ontogeny regulator 1. Lineage: Eukaryota; Metazoa; Chordata; Chondrichthyes; Myliobatiformes; Dasyatidae. The transcript has 4 exons. The record is from RefSeq and is a predicted model, not a curated record. Bases 1 to 489 code for a protein of 162 amino acids.
AUGGACGGGCAUUGCACGGGGCGACGAAAGCCUGUGCCGCAGGCCCCGCCCCCUCCCGCGGCGGCCCCGCCCCCGGCGCGCGCCGGCCCCGCCCCGCCCCCCCCCUCCCUCGGCGCGCGGCUGCCGGAGUGCCCGGCUCGCCUGGCUUUUUUACCGCAGCGAUACCACACAAAGCGCCGCAGGAGCUCGGCAAGCCGGGGUCGGGGUCAGGAUCAGGACCGCUCGGGCAUCGCCAUGUUAACCGCUCGCUUCCUCGGGCUCAUCGUCCUUGUCGGCGCCGCCGGCUUCCUCGCAGAAGCUGAUGCCGAGUCCGGCACCGUGAUCCCGGCUGAAAGUCGUCCCUGUGUUGAUUGUCAUGCUUUUGAAUUCAUGCAGAGAGCGCUGCAGGACUUGAAAAGAACUGCAAAUAACUUGAAUACAAGGACCGAUGAUCUGCUCCUGAGAGUUGAAAAGCGGGCUUUAUGUGAUUGCUUGCCUUCAAACCUAUAGACUGAUGAAUCGGAGUAGUGCAUUGAGACUAAGUUCAUAAAAGUCCAAUGAUUCAUGAGACACAAACAAGUGAACUGUGUUUGAAGGUCGCUUUAACUGGGAUAUGUGAAGCUUAACAUCACUACAAGUAGUUAAUAUAUUGUGAGCCUUUUCAAAAGAAUGGAAUAUUUAAUUGAUGAAGCUGCUGUUCUUUGGAAUUCUCCUGUGCCCUGUUUUCACAAAAUUCCAGAGGGCCUUCCAUAACCAUUUAACCAUCCCAUCUCACUGAUGUUUCCAUUGUAUUAUUCCCUCCCUUCCCACUCCUCCAAACUGGAUUCCUUUCCAAUCUGUCUAGUUCACCUUUCCCUAUCAAACAGAAAUUUCUAAUGUGAAGAUUUGUAUCUUGACUUAACAACUUGUAGGUUUUUUGCAGGUAAUUUGUUUGCACUUUUAUUUAUAUUGUACUUAAUUAGUAAGCAUGAAAUACUAUAUAAUGGGAGUUCACUGUUACGUUCUUACUGGCAAUAAGGAGGAAAAUGGAGUUGAGGCAGGAGGGUGGUAUGAUGGAACAGCAUGUUGUGGUGAGGGGGUUGGUAGAGGAGGGAAUGCAUAUUGCUGACGUUUCUUGUUAUGCUGAUAUAACACUACAGUAAUAUUCCAUUUGGUGAGUAGAAUGUUCUUUGCAAGUUUUGAAUAUUUAGCUGUGGUAUGAGAUUGACAAGUAGUUUUAUUAACUUGUAUUGAUCUGAAAAUAUUACUUAACUGUAAAAUUGCAUGGUACAGUUGCCAUUGUAACUUUUCCAAAGUAAAAUUCCAUUCAACAGGAAACUUGAUUUUAAACAUUUUAUUGCUUGUGUACAUUUGUGCUUCAGUUCCAUUUCAUAUCUCACCACCCCCCCCCCCCCCACCCUUUAAUGUUAUUGUGAGCAUCAGGCAGGAACUGUGAAUGAAACACUCUUCCACUUAGUGUAGAUUUUUUUUUAGAAGAGUAACAAAAUGAGUAGUUUCCCUCUCCCAUGUGCAUGCUUCCUGCAGUUUUCUGACCGAGGAAUCCUGUUCUGUGCUAGACAGUUUUUAGUCUUUGAGGUGAUAGGAAACUAGUAAAAGUUGAGCCUUGGGUUGUCACUUCUAACAUUUUUACCAGUCCUUUCUUCUGUUCUCUACAACUUGUGGGAAUAAGCUGUUAGUAAAAGUUUGAAAUGGACUAUAUAUUUAUGUAAAGUUUUUUCAUGUGUGGUUGCUAAUCUACUUUCCAAAUUUGGAAAAUUCAAGAAAUCUUUAAAAUUCCAACUAUCUUUCUUUUAUCAUUGGUUAAAAAAAAGUUCAAAAGGUGGAGGUAGACUGGGCCAGAAUACACAAAAUAGUUUUACUAAGAAAAUUCCAUUGCAGUGAUGAUAUUUAAAAUGCUGUCAUGUAAAAAGCUGCAAGAUUAUUCAUAAUUUAUUUACACUGUAUGCCUGUGGUGUUGCAAAUAAGUUUUUCAUUCUAGCCAUGCAUCUAUGUAUUUGUACAUUAAACUCAACUUUGACUUGCACUGAAA